Molecule: messenger RNA, 2715 nt
Organism: Drosophila subpulchrella
Lineage: Eukaryota; Metazoa; Arthropoda; Insecta; Diptera; Drosophilidae
Gene: Oatp33Eb
Product: solute carrier organic anion transporter family member 1A1
Exons: 5
Coding region: 143-2629 (828 amino acids)
Biological process (GO): transmembrane transport; sodium-independent organic anion transport
Cellular component (GO): membrane
Molecular function (GO): protein binding
Source: RefSeq, a predicted model, not a curated record
UCGAAUAGACGUUAGUUGCGGUCCCAACGCGGCUAAGAUGCCUUCGAGCCAGGGCCACUAACUAAAGUAAUCAAUAACCAAUACAAAAAGCGAGUGAAGUGAAGUGAAGUGAACACAACCGAAUCCGAAAUCGAAUACGAACAUGGCGCAGAAUACGCGCAACUCCGAUUUAUCGCAAAUAGCGGUCAAUGCCAACAAUAUACCCGAUGAUAGCGUCGAUUGCGGCAUCAAAGGGUUGGGAUGGUGUCGCGGUCCUGGAUGUCAGAAGUACGCCCGGCUGCGCACCUUCAUCCUGGUCCUGGCCAUCUCGGGAACCCUCCAGGGUGCCUGCGAAUCCUACUUCCGCGUUUCGGCCAAACAGGCUGCCUUCCAGUUCGGCUAUAGUCCGCUGCUAGUGGAUUGGCUGCUGGUGGCCAGUGGAUUGUUCCAGGCUGUAUUCGCACUGGCCUUCGCCUACUGGGCGGAAUUCUACCACCCCAUCAAAUGGCUGGUGGGAACUCUGAUGCUGCAGGCAGUCACCUGCGUGGUGGCUGUGAUUCCCUCCAUCAUGAACUUUGCCGAGGGCAACAAGGCGAAGGACGUUCUGCUGGAUGCCAAUCUGUGCGCCACCUCGCUGGCCCAGUUCCAGAAGCUCACGCUGACCGAGGCCCAGAGCAGCAGCCUCACCCUCGCAAUGCUCUUCGUCCUCCAGCUGGCCCUGGGCAUGGGUGGCCUGGCCUACUACACACUGGGGGUCAGCUACAUCGACGACAACUCCCUCUCGCAGGACAGUCCGGCGGUGAUAGCGGCUGCCCUGGCCGCCCGCGUCUUUGGCCAGCAGGCGGGCUCCUUUCUGGUCCUGGCAGUGGGACUGACCCAGGUGGGCUGGUGGCUCGGCUGGGUGAUACUGGCUCCCUUCAUCUUCGUGGGCGCCCUGCUUCUGGGGCUGUUCCCCAAACGGCUGCCCAAGACGGUUAUCCACCAGGCCGCCCAGAGGAUUAUCGAACAGUCGAACAUGCGGCGCUUUGGCAGCCAGUUCUCCACCUACCUGGAUGACUCCGACUUCUGGCCAUCGCUGAAGAGGCUCUUCAACAACCGCCUGCUGAUGGUCAACCUACUCAGCAUCAUGUGUGUGCAGAGUGCGGUGGUGAACUAUGGCCUGCAGGAGGAGAGCUAUCUGCAGAGUAGGUUCUUCCUGCCCUACAACGAGCAGGAUGGCCUGACGGCGGAGUGGAGGUCGGCCUUCGUCGCCUACUUCCUCAAGCCGCCGGUGAUGGCGGUGGGAAUGCUCAUCAGUGGCCUGAUCAUCUCGAAGGCCCAGCUCUCGGCCCGCAAAAUCACGGGCAUCAACAUAGCCCUCAGUGUCCAUCUGGUGGCCAUCUUUGUGGGCCUGGUCUUUGUCCAGUGCGACGUGGGCGCCAUCGCGGGCGUGGAGGGGGGCAAGCUGAAGCAGCCCUACUGCUCCAGCCAGUGCCUGUGCACGCCCACCGCCUUCAUGCCCGUCUGCCCGGAGAACAGUGCCGUCACCUACUUCUCGCCCUGCUACGCGGGCUGCACCAAGGAGACCACCAUCAACAGCUUCCAGCUGUUCGAGGGCUGCAGCUGCAGCGGGGACCAGACCCUGAACUCCACCGGCCAGAUGAGGGCCACCGCGGGAGCCUGCAGCUCCGACAGCUGCCAGUCGGCCAUCAUCAUCUUCCAGAUCAUGAGCAUCUCGGUGGCCUUCCUGAUGGGCGUGGGUGUGAUCGGGAAAACGUUGAUCACCCUGAGGGCUGUUCUGCCGCAGGACAAGUCCUUGGCCCUGGCCUUCGAGCUCAUGAUUGUGGGCCUCUUCGCCUAUGUUCCCGUGCAUCUAAGCUACGAUAUUGUCACCCGUUCAACCUGCGUUUACUGGGCUCCCAACUACGAGCGCUGUCUGCUGCGGGAGACGCCCAAACAUGGCAAUAUCCUGGACAUCCUGACCGCCUCCUUGAUCCUGGCCAGUGUGCUCUUCGACAUCCUCGUGUAUGUCUUCGCCAAGGGUCUCAAUCUGUACAACUGCAAGGUGACGGAUAAUAACUACACACCCUCCCUGUACGCCCCCAUUCCGCACGAGGAUGCGACCACGUCACCCAGUGCUCCCCUUGGAGGAAGUCCUGUGACCACCACCACCACCUCCUCGCCCAUGCAACGCCGGGAUGCCCCGCAGGAGCGCCGGACCGAGACGGCUGUCUUCAGGAAUCCCAGUUCGGUGACCACCUCGUCGGGCGGGGCCCAGAGCAUUGUGGAGCCCCAUGAGGGUGGGGUCACCUAUGCGCAGGUUGUCUUCCCGCCAGACAAACGCAAGCCGGAUGACGGCAGCACCAGUCCCAAGCGCUUGGCCGUCCCAGCCAAUGUUCCAUUGCACCUUCUCUCCGAGUCGGACGUUCGCAGCCAGCUGGGCAAUCUGAAGUCCUUCAAUCCUCCCAAACAGGAGGCUGACCCGGGUCUCGAUACGGUGGACACAGACGACGUGGUGGUCACCCAACCUCAAGCGCAUGUCCAACCGCAGGUCCAAGCCGUGCUCCCACAGGUCCAUCCGCAGGUCCAGGAGGAGAACUCUCCAGCACAUCCAAACCACCAAUCGCAGCCAGACGAUGCCAGGCCACAAAGCCCCGAAACGGACUUCUGAGGAGGCCACACCAAAGUAUUCUAACGUGUUUUUAUUACAUUCCUUAGCUUAAGACCGAUCCAAUGUGCCAAGACAAAUCAUUUGAA